UUAAACCUUUAACCUAUGGACCUGGCACAUGCGCGAAGUAUUGUCAAUCUGGAAUUCCCGCCGGUGGCAUUAAAUCAAACUACUUUUAGCAGUCACGAAACAGUUCAAUAUUAUUGGUGCAGUUCCUCCAGCUCUGAUGACAGCGCAGACAGCAGCGACAGUGGGGAAGCCACUGGUAUAGACUUCGGUAGUGCCGCUAAUGACGACAGUUCUACAGAAUGUUCUAGAACUUUUGGGAAUAUUACAGUUACAGUUGUGAAGGAUGAAAUAGCCAAUCAACAGGUAGAUGUGAUCAUAAACAGUACAGCAAAGAACCUUGACCUUAAAGAAGGUGCUGCCUCCAGAUCUCUUCUAAAAAAGGGAGGCAAUUCUAUACAGCAAGAAUGUCAGUCUAAAUAUAGUAACGGUAUCACCGAAGGUGAAAUUGCCAUCACCACAGCGGGUAAUCUGCAGUGCCAGCAGAUAUAUCAUACCUGUUUACCUCCCUGGAAUGGCGGGAAAAAUAAAAUGGCGGCACAAAAAUUGGUGCUCAAAUGUUUACAAGAAGCUGCGAACUCUGGUCACACGUCAUUAGCUUUUCCGGCUCUCGGAACAGGAAAUCUCAACUAUGAUAAAGACUAUGUCGCCAAGACGAUGUUUGCUGGAGUUGAGAAAUUCAGUUUGAAUAAUCCCAGCUCCUCGGUGACAGAUGUCAAAUUUGUGAUAUUCCCAUCCGAUUAUGCAACCUUACAGGCAUUCAAAGUGGCAGUUAACAAAAAGAAAGAUACAGUAAAGGCAAAAGAAGGAGAUACCUCCUCCAGGACUGAAUGUAGUGUGAAAGUGAAGAAUUUGACAGUGAACCUCACUGUGGGACAGCUACAUGAGCAACAGACUGAAGUUGUCAUGACCACCAGCACACGUGGACUAGAUUUGAAACGAGGGACGUUGAGUAAUUCUGUACUUGAAGCUGCAGGUCCAGCUUUACAGGUAGAAUGCAAGUCCAAAUACCCAAAGGGUAUACAGCAUGGGGAAAUAGCCAUACUUGCACCAGCCAACAUAAGCUGUAAAGGUAUCUACUGUGGUGCUCUUCCUAGAUAUGAUAAACCCCAAGAUGGUUCUAAUCCUAAACAGCUUCUUACAACUCUUGUCACAAAGUGCUUACAACAAGCUAGCACCGAUGGUAUGACAUCGAUAAGUUUCCCGACCCUGGGGACGGGCUUUCUCAUGUACCCUCCAAAAGUGUCAGCCAGUAUCAUGUUGAAAGCCAUCAGUGACUUCUCCACAAACAACAGCAACUCCACGGUGAAAACUGUCACCAUUGUCCUACUGGCAUUAUCCUCAAACAUUCAGAAAAAUCUUCAGCCAUUCAAGUCUGAGUGUGAAUCCUGCAUGCGUAAACCUCCACCUCCACCAGUAGCACCUAAACCAGUCCGUCCAAAAUCUUUUGGAUGCUCUUCAUCUCGCCCGAUACCAAGACCUAGGAGAAAAGUUGUCACACCUGAAACAAGUUCGGAAUCCCCAGAACUUUCUUCGGAGAUUUUUCCGGAACGUGGUACACCAGAAUUUUGUAUACACAUGUAUCAGAAUGAUAUUUUUCCGCCUUCUAACUGGUCUGUGUUCACUCCGAAUAGAAAAGUGAAGGAUUGGAAAGUUGAACAAAAGGGAAAACCAGCCUAUACUCUUAAAACUGUAGACCAGUCUACCUUCCAGAAAAUAGAGAGACUGGUUCAGAGCACUUGGGAACCAGCCAAAAUAGGUCAUGGUCGUGAUGCCAAAGGACUUGGUGACCUUAAUUUCAAGUCGUUGAAGGUCACAAAGAUUGAACGGAUAGAGAAUUUGACCCUGUACGAGCAAUACUGCCAGAGGAGACAACAACUCUUCCACAAAGCUGGAGAAGGUCCAAUGUUCCAACAGUUAUCCAGCAUUCCUGGUGUGAAGCAUGGCUGCUCGAAAGUGGAGACCUACCUGGAUGCUAGCUUUAAGAAAAAUCUGUACCCUGAAAUUAAUGAGGGCUAUUACUUCCAUGGCACAAAGACGGACCGAGUUCAAGGCCUGUUGAAGCAGGGCCUUGACCCUAGAAUGGCACAGGGUGGGGUUGUGCUGGGGGCUGCUGUUUAUAUGGCAGAGAGCUCAACAAAAGCUGACCAGUACACAGACGAUAGAGACAGUAGGCAGAAGACAGGACUUCAGAUGUUCCUGGUUAAAGCAAGUCUAGGAAAGAUUUGUUUGAUGAAGGAAGUACAGAAACUUGUACGUCCACCAUGUUGCGAAACGAACUGCCAGAAGGCCGACAAAUGUGAUCACGAUAACAGAUACGACAGUAUUGUUGCUGAGGAGAAAUAUAUUUUCCGAGAGUUUGUUGUUUACGAUAGCCACCAAGUCUAUCCAGAGUAUGUUAUAACAUAUAACAGAGUGUAAAAAUGUCAGCUACAUACCAAACAGACUUGGAUAUAAACUAAAUCAGAAUGUAAGAUGUGCAUAAGAUAUGCCAUUUUGAUGGCCAUAUCUCCAUAUUUAUGUUUAUAGAAAUCAAAAAAAGUAUUUUUUGCUAAUUAUCAUAAAUGAGUGAAAACAAGAUUAAAAAGAAUUUCAGUUUUUAGACCUGUAAUUUGAUAAAUCUUUGAUAAUUAUGUACAUGUGAUUUUAAAAAACUGUGUUAAUUUGAUAUACUAUAGAUUGGGUAAUUUUCGCAUUGGCUUUAUAAAGCAAUUUUGGUAAUGUAAUUAAUUACAUUUGUAAUGUAAAAUUAAUUACAUUUGUAAUGUUAUUGUUAUUGAAUUAAUUACAAUUUGCAAUGUAAUUGUUAUUGAAUUAAUUACAUUUUCUGAAAAUAAAUUUAAUUAUGAUUUUAGUUUAAAGAAAAAAUUCAAAGUGUGACUGUAAUUUUAUGUAUUAUAUUUUAAAGUAUUUGACCCCAGGUCUGGCAGUUUCAUGUUUUGCAGCCUCAUUUGCAGUAUUAAGAAUUUGUGAAACAAGUGUAUGUGAUUUAGAACAUGAUGCAGAUUUAUAUAACAUAUUUUGAAUUUGUUAGUGGCAAUAUUCCGUAUUAGCGAAAAUAAACCAGUUGCGAAUAUUACUCGAUUUCCCUUCGUGCACAUUAUAUUGAAAUUACAUUAUGAAAGUAGGACAUCUCUAAUUUUAUUCUAUAAAUAUAAAAAUGAAAUGGACAUUUUGAUACUAAAAGGUCCAAGUAUUUUUUUGUUAUUGUUAUACUGUUGAUUAAUGUUAUAAAGGCAUAUAUAUAUAUAUAUAUAUAUAAGCUAAUUGCAUAACAAACCUGUUUAAAUA
Mercenaria mercenaria is the source of this 3267-nucleotide messenger RNA. RefSeq lists its product as uncharacterized. Bases 16 to 2397 code for a protein of 793 amino acids. The record is from RefSeq and is a predicted model, not a curated record. Gene Ontology annotation, molecular function: NAD+ poly-ADP-ribosyltransferase activity; transcription corepressor activity. The transcript is spliced from 12 exons. NCBI's taxonomy places the organism in Eukaryota, Metazoa, Mollusca, Bivalvia, Venerida, Veneridae. Gene Ontology annotation, biological process: negative regulation of gene expression. Gene Ontology annotation, cellular component: nucleus; cytoplasm.